AUGGCCUCACUCCUGGACAGAGCGCUUGACCUGAUGUCGAUGGAUGCGGUGGAUGCCGUACGCGCCGGGUUCCUCCUUGCAGCUGCCACUGUCUACGCCGUGAGCGUCCCCUCGGCCCUGCGAUCACGAUUCCUCGUCUACGGCCCACGCGCCACCCCGACCACUUCGCCGGAGAGCUCUGGUCUGCUUGAUCGCCUGACAAAAUGGCGCGUACCUCAUCAUUAUUUCCGACAAUUUUAUAUCGCCUCCCUGCUCUCGUCGGCAUUUUGGGCUUUCCAAUUGGUUACCCGAGGAUUUGCUUUCCAGGCCAUUGCGGCGCGGGUGAAUGAUGAGCACAAACAACAAUCCAUGUCCUUGCACCAGGUCCUGACCUGCUGGAUCCUCCUAACAAUGCAGGGCCUGAGAAGACUGUGGGAAUGUAACAUAUUCGCCAAGCCGUCCUCAUCACAGAUGCUGGUGCCGCACUGGCUCUUGGGGCUUGGUUUCUAUCUAGCCGCAGGAGUUGCAAUCUGGAUCGAAGGAGCAGGAUCACUCCUCUCGCACACCUUGACUAUCGACGACCUGAAGAUGACGAAUGCGCCAUCCAUGCGAACCUUUGCGUGUGUUCCGCUGUUCCUCGUCGCUUCGGGUUUGCAGCAUGACUGUCAUCAUUUCCUCUUUACGCUGAAACGGUACACUCUGCCAGACCAUGCGCUCUUCCGGGGAAUUGUGUGCCCUCAUUAUGGGGCGGAGUGUAUCAUAUACCUUACUCUAGCACUGGUUGCUGCACCACCAGGCCAGAUGGUUAAUAAGACCUUGUUGAGUUGCGCGGCAUUCGUUGCCGUGAACCUGGGCCUGACCGCACGAACGACGAAGGAGUGGUACAUGAAUAAAUUCGAUCGGGAGCAAGUGAAGUCUCGUUGGCUCAUGAUACCAUAUGUUUACUAG
Penicillium chermesinum is the source of this 927-nucleotide messenger RNA. RefSeq names its product putative 3-oxo-5-alpha-steroid 4-dehydrogenase. Gene Ontology annotation, biological process: dolichol-linked oligosaccharide biosynthetic process; polyprenol catabolic process. The record is from RefSeq and is a predicted model, not a curated record. Gene Ontology annotation, molecular function: 3-oxo-5-alpha-steroid 4-dehydrogenase activity. The coding region runs from base 1 to 927 and encodes 308 amino acids. Gene Ontology annotation, cellular component: endoplasmic reticulum. Lineage: Eukaryota; Fungi; Ascomycota; Eurotiomycetes; Eurotiales; Aspergillaceae. The transcript has a single exon.